Cinclus cinclus is the source of this 1032-nucleotide messenger RNA. RefSeq names its product follistatin (gene FST). Gene Ontology annotation, biological process: cell differentiation; negative regulation of activin receptor signaling pathway; regulation of BMP signaling pathway. The record is from RefSeq and is a predicted model, not a curated record. Gene Ontology annotation, molecular function: activin binding; protein binding. The transcript has 6 exons. Bases 1 to 1032 code for a protein of 343 amino acids. Lineage: Eukaryota; Metazoa; Chordata; Aves; Passeriformes; Cinclidae.
AUGUUAAAUCAGAGAAUCCACCCGGGCAUGCUCUUAAUCCUGAUGUUUCUGUGCCACUUCAUGGAAGAUCACACAGUGCAGGCUGGGAACUGCUGGCUCCGGCAGGCGCGGAACGGGCGCUGCCAGGUCCUCUACAAAACCGACCUCAGCAAGGAGGAGUGCUGCAAGAGCGGCCGCCUCACCACGUCGUGGACGGCGGAGGACGUCAACGACAACACGCUUUUUAAGUGGAUGAUUUUUAAUGGGGGAGCCCCAAACUGCAUCCCGUGCAAAGAAACAUGUGAGAAUGUGGACUGUGGACCCGGGAAGAAAUGUAAAAUGAACAAGAAGAAUAAACCUCGGUGUGUUUGUGCUCCGGAUUGCUCUAAUAUCACUUGGAAGGGCCCCGUGUGUGGCUUAGAUGGGAAAACCUACAGGAACGAGUGCGCCCUUCUCAAAGCCAGAUGUAAAGAACAGCCCGAACUUGAAGUCCAGUAUCAGGGAAAAUGCAAAAAGACCUGCAGGGAUGUCUUGUGCCCAGGCAGCUCCACAUGUGUGGUUGACCAAACCAACAAUGCCUACUGUGUGACAUGUAACCGAAUUUGUCCAGAGCCUACCUCCCCGGAACAGUAUCUCUGCGGGAAUGACGGCAUAACCUACGCCAGUGCCUGCCACCUCAGGAAAGCUACCUGCCUCCUGGGAAGAUCCAUUGGAUUAGCCUACGAAGGCAAAUGCAUCAAAGCCAAAUCCUGUGAAGACAUUCAAUGCAGUGCUGGGAAGAAAUGCUUGUGGGAUUUUAAGGUUGGCAGAGGUCGGUGUGCCCUCUGUGAUGAGCUAUGCCCUGAAAGCAAGUCAGAAGAAGCAGUGUGUGCCAGUGAUAACACAACUUACCCAAGCGAGUGUGCCAUGAAAGAGGCAGCUUGCUCCAUGGGUGUGCUUCUAGAAGUUAAGCACUCUGGAUCUUGCAACUCAAUUAAUGAAGACCCAGAGGAUGAAGAGGAAGAUGAAGACCAGGACUACAGCUUUCCUAUAUCUUCCAUUCUAGAGUGGUAA